GUUUUCUGCGUCUGAAGCUUGGCGUAACUGUCAUUCUGUGGCGACGGCUAUGUUGGUUGGAGAUAGCGGUGGAUUAAAGCGCACGACAUCGAGGGAAUUAGCAACAGCCGUAGACAAAUACGCCUUUACCCAGUAGUAAUUAGAUCACAGUUAGCUCAAACAAUGUCGCUCAUUUUAUGACAGUGUUUAAAAAUUAUGGACCAUGUAGGUUUCUGCGAUAAAUAACGGAUGAUUUAACGUUAGCUAAUUCUGCUCUGUAAAACGUCGCUUAUAAAACGUUUUGUUAGUUACGUAUUCCUAUAUCUCUAUUUUCUACAACACUGUCGUUGUUUUAAUAUUUUAAUUCCGUAAUUUGCGUUAGUGUAGUUAUUGAUUAUCGCUGUAGCGGAAUACUUAUUGCACUGGGAUGGACAAUGCCCAUACGAAAACGGUGGAGGAAGUAUUGGGGUUUUUCUGCGUGAACGAGUCAACUGGCCUGAGCAGCGAGCAGCUGAGGAAGGCUCGAGAGAAAUGGGGAUCAAACGAACUCCCAGCGGAAGAAGGGAAGUCUCUCUGGGAGCUGGUAUUGGAGCAGUUCGAGGAUCUUCUGGUGCGGAUCUUGCUGUUGGCGGCCUGCAUCUCUUUUACUCUUGCCUGGUUUGAGGAGGGUGAGGGGACGAUCACAGCCUUUGUGGAGCCCUUCGUUAUCCUUCUGAUCCUCAUUGCUAAUGCUAUUGUUGGUGUGUGGCAGGAGCGUAAUGCAGAGAACGCGAUCGAGGCGCUGAAGGAGUACGAGCCGGAGAUGGGGAAGGUUUACCGCCAGGACAAGAAGAGCGUGCAGCGGGUCCGGGCCAGAGACAUCGUGCCGGGAGACAUAGUGGAGGUGGCAGUUGGAGACAAGGUACCAGCGGACAUCCGGCUGACCUCUAUCCGCUCCACCACACUAAGAGUGGACCAGUCCAUUCUGACGGGGGAGUCCGUGUCCGUGCUGAAACACACGGAUCCAGUGCCUGACCCCCGCGCCGUCAACCAGGACAAGAAGAACAUGCUGUUUUCUGGCACCAACAUCGCCGCGGGCCGGGCCAUGGGCGUGGUGGUGGCCACGGGCGUGCAGACGGAGAUCGGGAAGAUUCGGGACGAGAUGGCGGCAACAGACCCGGAGAGGACUCCGCUGCAGCAGAAGCUGGACCAGUUCGGAGAGCAGCUGUCUAAGGUGAUCACCCUGAUCUGCGUGGCCGUGUGGGGCAUCAACGUGGGGCAUUUCAACGACCCCGUCCACGGGGGCAGCUGGCUGAGGGGGGCAGUUUACUACUUCAAGAUCGCCGUGGCCCUGGCGGUGGCUGCCAUUCCUGAGGGUCUCCCUGCUGUCAUCACCACCUGCCUGGCGCUGGGCACGCGGCGCAUGGCCCGUAAGAACGCCAUCGUGCGCAGCCUGCCCUCCGUGGAGACGCUGGGCUGCACCUCCGUCAUCUGCUCCGACAAGACCGGCACGCUCACCACCAAUCAGAUGUCUGUGUGCCGGAUGUUUGUGGUGGACAGUGUGAUGGGGGAGCAAUGUGCCCUGAGCGAGUUUACAGUGACCGGCUCUACUUACGCUCCAGAAGGGGAAGUGUAUAAGGAUGGCAGUCCUGUUUGUUGUAGCCAGUUUGAAGGACUUGUUGAAAUGGCCACCAUCUGUGCCCUCUGCAAUGACUCCUCCCUGGACUACAAUGAGGCGAAGGGCGUGUAUGAGAAAGUGGGUGAGGCCACAGAGACUGCCCUCUGCUGCCUGGUGGAGAAAAUGAACGUGUUCGACACAGACCUGCGUGGGCUCGCUCCUGCAGAGAGGGCCACAGCCUGCUGCUCUGUGAUAAAGCAGCUCAUGCAGAAGGACCUGACGCUGGAGUUCUCUAGGGACAGGAAGUCCAUGUCCGUCUUCUGCUCCCCCAACAAGCUGAGCCGCUCCGCCUCAGGAGCCAAGAUGUUCAUAAAGGGUGCCCCGGAGAGCGUUCUGGAGCGUUGCCAGUGGUUACGGGUUGGGGGGAGUUCACGGGUGCCCCUUACGGGGGUCCUGCGGGAGCAGCUGCUGGCAACGGUGCGUGAGUGGGGGUCAGGGCGUGACACCUUGCGCUGCCUCGCCAUGGCAACCCGCGACUCCCCGCCCGACCCCCGCUGCCUCAACCUGGAGAACUCCGCCGGCUUCUCUGACUACGAGUCGGACCUGACCUUCGUGGGCUGCGUGGGGAUGCUGGACCCCCCCAGGAAGGAGGUUCUGAGUGCCGUGCGCAUGUGCAGACAGGCAGGGAUUCGCGUCAUCAUGAUCACAGGGGACAAUAAGGGGACGGCGAUGUCCAUCUGCCGCCGCGUGGGCAUUAUCACGGAGCAGGAGGAGGAGGAGGGGCAGGGCGGGCCAUUUGGGGGGGGGCUGACGGGGCGCGAGUUCGACGAGCUGCCCCCCCACCUGCAGCGGCAGGCCUGUCGCACCUGUCGCUGCUUCGCCCGCGUGGAGCCCACCCACAAGAGCCGCAUCGUAGAGUACCUGCAGAGUCUGAGCGACAUCACCGCCAUGACAGGAGAUGGGGUAAACGAUGCCCCUGCCUUGAAGAAGGCAGAGAUUGGCAUCGCCAUGGGCUCUGGGACGGCCGUUGCUAAGUCAGCCUCGGAGAUGAUUCUCGCCGACGACAACUUCUCCACCAUUGUGGCAGCGGUGGAGGAGGGCCGAGCCAUCUACAACAACAUGAAGCAGUUCAUCCGCUACCUCAUCUCCUCCAACAUUGGAGAGGUGGUCUGUAUAUUCCUCACUGCUGCAUUGGGAAUGCCCGAGGCCUUGAUUCCAGUCCAGCUGCUGUGGGUGAAUCUGGUGACAGACGGGUUCCCAGCCACAGCCCUGGGGUUCAACCCCCCCGACCUGGACAUCAUGUCACGGCCCCCCCGCUCCCCCAAGGAGCCGCUCAUCUCCGGCUGGCUCUUCUGCAGAUACCUGAUCAUCGGCUGUUAUGUGGGUGCAGCCACUGUGGGAGCUGCCGCUUGGUGGUUCAUGGCAGCUCAUGAUGGACCCAAAGUCACCUUCUACCAGCUGUCGCACUACCUGCAGUGCAGUGAGGGGCACAGUGAGUUUGCGGGGGUGCAGUGUUCGGUUUUCGAGUCGCCGUACCCCAUGACCAUGGCCCUCUCCGUCCUUGUCACCAUAGAGAUGUGCAACGCCCUCAACAGGUGCCGGAGGACCACAACUCCCACAAUUCCAUUAAAUUAAAAUGGAUAUAUUCUGUUGCCAGUUUACCAUGCAUGAGCUAAAUUUCAGUUGAUUUUCUGAAUUUACUGAAUUGAAAUUAAAUUGAGUCCCGGUUUGGCUGGUGAGCAGU
This is a messenger RNA of Anguilla rostrata (American eel), 3320 nucleotides long. Its product is annotated as sarcoplasmic/endoplasmic reticulum calcium ATPase 2-like. Bases 407 to 3211 code for a protein of 934 amino acids. Gene Ontology annotation, biological process: intracellular calcium ion homeostasis; calcium ion transmembrane transport. The transcript is spliced from 21 exons. The record is from RefSeq and is a predicted model, not a curated record. Gene Ontology annotation, cellular component: membrane. NCBI's taxonomy places the organism in Eukaryota, Metazoa, Chordata, Actinopteri, Anguilliformes, Anguillidae. Gene Ontology annotation, molecular function: P-type calcium transporter activity; ATP hydrolysis activity; ATP binding.